AUGAACAACAACCUCCUCGCGAGUCCCGGGUCGAUGGACGAAGAGCUAGACUCGACUGAACGCAAAAAGCCUCGCUCUGGCAGCAGCGGGUCCCAGCAAGUCCUGACGAGUGAGUCUGCCAUAGCGUGUACCGUCGCGACAACUACUGAUCCAUCCAAGGCUGCGAAGCGUGUCGCAAGGGCAAGCGUCGGUGCGAGCCCUCCCCGCUGGUACCACCUGACCACCCCGACGUUGCCAAGCUCCCAUGCGCUCGUUGUCGCCGCUUUGCACUCGAGUGUGUCCGCAUGCGUGUCCGAUCUGAGCGCCAUCUCUGACGCCGCCCACGGAUACACCCUGCCGCCGCCGCCGCCGACGGCGGUGGAGUCGAUGGACACGGCGCGGUCAAUCCCAACCACAACGUCAGGAUCCGGUGGCGGACUCGCUUUUGAUGCCAACGCACCUGUCCUUACUUCGCCCUCCUUCCCCCUUCUGGCGGGCAGCCCCAAUGUGGACAUGUCCGCCAUCCCCGUCAGCCUCGACCAGGUCGUGUCCCCUACCGUUGUGGACCAGAUCAUCCAGCUGUUCUUUGACUAUGUCUACCCCCUUACGCCCUGCCUGCACAGGCCAACCUUUCUUGCCGAUCUAGCAGCACGCCGUGACAAGACGGAUCCGAUCUUCUUUUCUCUUGUUCUAGUCGUGCUGGCCUCGACUCUGGUGCAGGUCCCUCGCGUUCUUGUCAACCUCGACAAGCAAGAAGUGGAGGCGCUCGCGCGGCGCUGCGUACGCGUAGCGAGGACUAAGGUCGCGUUUAUCUGGGAAGACCCAGUGCCGGUUCGGGCCGAGUUUGUUGUCAUCUUCUACCUCGAGGGCAUUGUUCACCUACUCUUGGGCAACAACACUGCGCAUGUGAUUGUCACAUCACAGGCCAACCAGUGCGCACUCGCCAUGCGCCUCAAUGAAGAAUCUAGUUACGAAGGCCUCAACCCCAUCGAGUCGGAGAUACGUCGCAGGAUCUACUGGCUCUUGUUCCAGGCGGACAAGAGUUCGGCGUGUAUGCGGGCCCGUACCAUCUGUUUGCGUCUCGAGGACGCCCCAGGUCUCUGUCUGCCGACCGAGGUCGACGAUGAGCAGAUUACUUCUAACGGCAUUUUACCGCAGCCGAUUGGCAUGACCCCGGUCAUUGCCGGCUUCAACAUUGUUACCAACCUUUUCCGCAUCCUCAACGAUGCCCUUCUUCUUCAACGGCGCAAGGCGGCUCCCUCCGUCGACAGCAUUCUCGCCGACCUGCAAAAUGUCAACCAGCUCCGUGAGCGUGUGUUGAAUUCCACUGCGGAUGUAUCCAGUCCGCUGCGGAUCCGUUCAGCCUACGACUCCCGCGCCGCAAGUCCGGCGCAAGGAUGGGAGGCCAACCUCAAAGGCCGCUUUAUGGAUUUCUUCACGGGCGCAGUGGAGACGCAACACAUUAACAGCUUCCUCGUCAUGCAAGGCAACAUUCUCGUCACUCAGCAAGUCGUACGCCUCGUGCUCCUCCAAACGCGCGAGGCUCUCCUUCUGCAGUUGUCCGCCUUGACGCACAUGCCUAUGCAGGGUGUCGGCGGUCUGGCAGGUGUGCAGAACAACGAAGUGGCGGAAGACAUUGCAUGUGACCUCCUCGAUGGAUUGAACAGUCUCCCCGAGGAGUGUGUCGCGACCAACGGCCCUUCCCUCGUCCAGAAAGUUCGCUUUGUCGCAAUUCAGUUGAUGGAAUGCUCGACUCAAACUUCGCCUCAAGCCAUCCGAGCUCAAACACUGCUCAUGCAAUUCCUCUCUGUCCUUUCGGUUAUCGAGGGCAUGUAUACCUUCGGCCGGGACGUCAGCGCAGAGUAA
Apiotrichum porosum is the source of this 1845-nucleotide messenger RNA. RefSeq lists its product as uncharacterized. Lineage: Eukaryota; Fungi; Basidiomycota; Tremellomycetes; Trichosporonales; Trichosporonaceae. Gene Ontology annotation, molecular function: zinc ion binding; DNA binding. The transcript is spliced from 7 exons. Gene Ontology annotation, biological process: DNA-templated transcription. The record is from RefSeq and is a predicted model, not a curated record. Bases 1 to 1845 code for a protein of 614 amino acids.